This is a messenger RNA of Pseudomyrmex gracilis, 3978 nucleotides long. RefSeq lists its product as uncharacterized. NCBI's taxonomy places the organism in Eukaryota, Metazoa, Arthropoda, Insecta, Hymenoptera, Formicidae. The coding region runs from base 422 to 1846 and encodes 474 amino acids. The transcript is spliced from 7 exons. Gene Ontology annotation, cellular component: membrane. The record is from RefSeq and is a predicted model, not a curated record.
ACGCAAAAGCGCACAUGAACGCUAAUGACACAGAGACAGCUGCUUAAUAACAUUUAAUGCGCUCGUGAUAAUCGCCGGCGCAUGGCGGUAGAAACGUUGUGGAAGGAGGAAGACGAGGAGACCAGGAAGAGAGGAGGGCUGAGAUUUCGCGAAACAAGGCAUGGGAGUAUUUGUUCGCGCAACGUCGGAGCGAGACGCUCCCGCGAUCUGCGUGGGAGGGUAAAAAUUGGCGGUGGUGUCGUUUAUUGAUUGAAUCCGCGGAAGCCGCGCCGAACCGCGCAAACUCGUCGUCGGCACCCUGAAUGAAGUGACGUGCUUCUGUCGCAUAUGGAAACGCGAAUAAAGCGACGAUAGAACGUGUGCUGCGUGCGGAAGCCAUCAGCAGCUGAUCAACAGCGACGACGACGACGACGACGAGAGGAUGCUCCUUCAGAGGGGCUGCACUUGGCUGACGCUGAUGCCGCUCCUGCUGAGUUUAUCCAUUGGCGAGCUCAGCUUUUAUCGAAAUGCGCUCCCAGAAACGCCGGAGGACAUUGCGAUCAAACAGCUGGCUCGCUACUUGGAGGCGCAGCAUCUCCAGCAUCUCCAGCAGCGUCUUCAUCGCUCGCAUUUACCCACGUUUCUCUCACCGAUGCAGUUCAAGGAGCACAACACUUUGCAGCAGGCUCAACAGAAAGUUCUGGAGGCUCUGACCGACAAGACCGUUCUGGAAAAUUUGCUGACGAAACAAAAAGAAAAAUUAUUGAUGCAUCACCAUCGUCCGAACCAAUAUCACGACGCAAUGGUAAACAAAAUCGCGGAACGGGAAUCGGGAUAUUUCCCGUAUCAUUACAACGUCGGCGGAAUUCGGCAUCCGAGUUAUUCCGAAGAGGUACAGUCGAACGAGGGCGUCGACCGUUUCUCCAAGGAUUUCGGAUACAGACCGUCUUUUGAGAUGGACGACGAUGGGAGCAUCGCGGAGGAGGAACCUAUCGAGGACUCUUAUCACGCGAAGUAUGACAAUUACAAUCACGCAACGGGCGCAUUCGGUCAUCACGAGAGUGGAAAAGAAGCGGCCAUGAAAGCGGCAAUCGUGCCGGAUUUCGUUUACAAAUUUGACAAUUCGAAUCUAAACGAGAAACAUCCGUUCGCGGUAAAACCGAACGAUCCCAGAUAUUACAGCGAUUUGCCGUUUUCGUCGGACGUGCCGAUGAAAGCCAAUUGGAAGGAGGAAAAGACGGCGGACGAGGAACGCAUGUUAAUAACGCGCGAGGAAGACAUGCGAAGUCUUAAUCAAAAGAUUCCUAAAGACUUGACCAACAAAUUGGAACCGGAAAGAUCAUCCGCGAUCGAGGCGGGGCUUCGCCCGUUGAUUCUGCCUGUGCAUCGCGACAUGGACAAUGACGUUUACUUCAUUGCUAUUGUCGCCGGUUGCAGUGCGGCAGCUAUGUUCGCUCUUGUACUAGUCACCCUAACAUGGUGCAGGAUCUUCUCUUUUAGGCUACUACGCGGUGCCAAGGCCGCGGCAGAUAUAGAAUAUCCCGCUUAUGGCGUGACGGGACCAAAUAAGGACGUCUCGCCUUCUGGCGAUCAGAGACUCGCCCAGUCCGCCCAGAUGUAUCACUUUCAACAUCAGAAACAACAAAUAAUCGCCAUGGAAAAUCGCACUUCUGCAACGCGAGAUCCGGGUUCGCUUUCAGAAGCAGAAAGCGACGAAGAGAACGAGGAAGGUGACUACACCGUUUACGAGUGCCCCGGACUUGCUUCUACGGGCGAGAUGGAAGUGAAGAAUCCGAUGUUUCAUGACGAUCCCACCCCGGCAACACCGGCAACGCAGGGCAACAACAAAGAAGAGGACCACAUAUAGUUUCAGUAAAGUAGAGAAAAUAAAUCGCACGUGCGCAAACACGGAAAUAUCUUCCCUGGUGCUUAGAGCUCAUAUUAAUAUAACCAUAUCGGAAACGUUUCUGUAUUAUAUAUUGAUUAUGAAGUUUUAAUAUUUAUGACGCGAGGAUCGAUGAGUUUCACAAAGAGUGAAAAAAAAAAAAGAGCAAAGAUGUUAGAUUGAUAUCUCGGUGCCAGAAAGACCGAUGUUAUUUUUCGGAAGUAUAAAACAAAAAAAAUAUCUAAAUUAAAAUAUCUGCUUUUAAAUAAAAUUAGAGAUCAGUGAACAAAAAAUUUUAACAAGUGUUAAAGCGGAUGUUAUGCGAAUAGAUUUGGUACAUACGUAUUGUAACAAUCGCGAACUUGAAUCGCUCAAUCAAUCUUGCGAAACGUCAAUGUAGUUUUUAUUUUCAGGAGCGAUUCAAAAGUGUCAGAGAGAGUUUACUUUUGUUAUUCAUAUCCCUCACACAUAAACAGCAUUAAAAAAAAAGAAACAACCUGUAUCGUCUUUUUUCUUGUAUCGCGUAAAACGACAACGCACACACACACACAUUGGUAUUUCUAAUACUGAUAUAUUAAACCGUUGCGGCUUUUUACGAGCAAGAGAAAAAUAGCACUUGAAAGAAAAAGGAAUCGAUCGACAAACAAUGCCACAUCUCAGAACACCCAGUUUUUCUAAACGUCAUUUAUAUGACGUAUUAUAGUUUGUACUUUCAUAACAUAAAAUAGUUAUCAUUAUUUUUCUAUAGUUCGUUAUCGGUCGGGCAUAUAAAUGAUGGACUGCUUCUGAUAGAACACAAAUGUUCAAUGAGAUGUCUGUUGAGUAUUGUGCACUGUAUGAUGCAUCAGUGUCUACUGUCCGAGACACGCUUCCUCGAAAGUAUAAAAACAAGAGCUACUAAUUUAAAAAAGCAGUCUACAACGCUGUUUUUUGAAUCUAUUUACUAUUGGUUAGAUAUAUAUACAUAUAUAUAUACAUAUAUAUAUAGAGCUAUAUAUAUAUGUGUAUGUGUAUGUAUAUACAUAUAUAUAUAUAUAUUAUUAUAUAAUUAUAUACAAGUUACGUAUAUCACACAGAAACCGAAAACUUCUGUAAAUUUUUCUUAGAAGAUUAUACAUAACAAGCAUAAAAGUAAUACACCAUAUAACAUUUCACGUAAAAAAUAUAUUAGUUUUAUAAAAGAAAUAAAAACCACUGCGAUAUGUCGAAUAACUUUUUAUUUUAUCGCAGAUAUCUCAUGGAAAGAUGGAUAGACAUAUGUACACACAGGACACACAUACACACUUAUAUUUGUUGGCUUAAAAAGACAAUAUAUUUUAUUUUUAUAAAAUAAUCGUCAUUGUUAGCUAUGUAAAGAGAAUCUAUGAGAAAUGCUAUAAUCUAAGUCACAAAUACAGACUAUUUAUUUUAGCAAGUUAUCAGAUAUCUAUAAAUAAUAUAUUUUAGCUGUUAUAGAUGUAUGCUCUGUCUUGCGUUUGUAGAUAUAUAGAGCUAAAAAAAACUCCUACUCAACAUGUUGUGGAUAAUGGAAAAAAAAAACAAAGUGACGUAAAACCUCGUAAAUGAAAUUCUUCCUUUUCCCAUAUAUUGCACACACAUAAUAUGUUAUUAAUUGUAUACAUCAGCUGAUGAGUGUGACGAUAUGUUAAAGCAUGUGAAUCUAUAUAUAUAUAUAUGUUUCUAGUCUUCUGUCAACACUCUAUGACAUGUGUAUUAUAUUAUCACACUAAUUAUAUUAUACGACAUGUAUCAUAUUAUCACAUCAAUAUAAAUUAAGAGGCAUAAGAACACUAUGAAAGGACAAUCUAUACAAAUAGACAAAUUUGUAGUAUGAUUGUGCGUGUCGUGUAUCGAUCCUGGAGAAUAGGAGAUUAUUAUAAUAUUUAUGUCAAUUGAAUUUAAAUUAAUUGAAUCUUUAAUGUAUCGCAUAUUAAAGUUAAUAUACAAUAUCUUGUCCUGUCACACACACACAGACACAUCUGUAAUGUCUAUUUAAAAAGAGUAUGAGCAAAUAUUAUACAAAAUUCUUAUUCUUACUUCUUACUUGAUCAAAACAAUUAUAUUUAGAAUAUGUAAAAACAACCCUCUAUAAAAAAAACCUUCUAUAUAAAUUA